Messenger RNA from Fopius arisanus, 4502 nucleotides. RefSeq names its product membrane-associated guanylate kinase, WW and PDZ domain-containing protein 1. Gene Ontology annotation, molecular function: protein binding. Gene Ontology annotation, cellular component: cytoplasm. Gene Ontology annotation, biological process: signal transduction. The transcript is spliced from 8 exons. Bases 276 to 3440 code for a protein of 1054 amino acids. Lineage: Eukaryota; Metazoa; Arthropoda; Insecta; Hymenoptera; Braconidae. The record is from RefSeq and is a predicted model, not a curated record.
ACGGUUGCACUUGCUCUCACUCCUAAGAACUCGUUGGUCUCUCCCUCCUCCAUAAUUCUACAGUUUGCUAGACUCUCGUGUGAGUCCCUCACGCAGAAGUCAUUUCGAAAGAUAAAUCCGUGAAAGGAGGAUAAAAAAAAAGAGUGAUUGAAUCGAUGUAACGUACCAGUGAUUGGAUUACUCUCUCAUAUAAAACAAAACAGGGGGCAUGAAUGAUGCUGCGAGAGGCGAUUGGGUACGUGAACUUGGUAAAACGAAAUUGAAGGUGAUAAAGAAUGGCAACGAAAACUGAGGACUCAGUCUCCAUGGACAAUGUCACAGACGGUGGAAGCGUGGAUAAAGAGAUCCUGACGAUAAGUGGAUCUGAUAACUCGAGUCAUCGUGUUCCUCCCACAUAUCUCUACACUCCAGGAACAGACCAGUGUGUUCUAAAUUCUGAACAUGACAGGCACAACUGCUACGACGAGACCCCAGAUGAUCAAUUGGGUCCACUCCCCUCAAACUGGGAAAAGGCAUACACAGAAACUGGAGAGAUUUACUUCAUCGAUCACAACACAGGCACUUCCCACUGGCUCGAUCCAAGAUUAUCAAAAUUCCAGAAGCGUUCCCUGGAGGAGUGCCUGGACGACGAGUUGCCUUAUGGCUGGGAAAAAAUAGACGAUCAGCUGUAUGGAACGUACUUCAUAGAUCACGUGAAUCGUAGAACUCAGUACGAAAAUCCAGUGAUCCAGGCGAAGAGAGCACAGCAGAGUCUGAGUGACAGGAAGAGUCCAAAUUUUACGAGAAAUCCAAAAAAUCUGAAGGGCCAGAGGAUAAGGACAACUCUUCUGAAGAGCUCUCGAGGACUGGGAUUUACCAUAGUUGGUGGUGACGACACAGUCGAGGAGUUUCUCCAGAUUAAAAGCGUUGUCCCCAACGGUCCAGCCUGGCUCGAUGGAAAACUCCAAACAGGUGACGUCCUGGUGUACGUAAAUGACACCUGUGUCCUGGGUUUCACUCACAACGACAUGGUGAAUGUCUUCAAAUCCAUCGCCAGUGGGGAGACCGUCUCCCUGGAGGUGUGUCGGGGCUAUCCUCUGCCCUUCGACCCCAAUGAUCCUAAUACCGAGGUUGUCACAACAAUAGCAGUGAGUGCACCAGAUGAUCACAGUAUCAAUCACGUGGAGUCAGGAAUUCCCAGGAAUCUUCAGCAGAUGCCCUCAGAUCUUCUCCCAGACGAUCCUUCCUUCUAUAUGGACCUGGAUCCCUCUCUUCAGCAAGACAGAUUCAGCUUCCUCGAGGCCUCAUUUCUCCCAGUGCACAGCCACCAGAACGGUGAGAACUUGACGACAGCUUCAGUCAAUUCAAUGCCAGACCUUUGCAUAUCUGAUAAAAUUACCACCAUAAAAAGGCCCAGCAGCACGGAUAUUUUACUCUCAGAUACAACGGAUUUUGAUGACAAGGAUAGCCUGUCGAAGCCAGAAUUUUUCAGUAUUGCCAUUGUCAAGGGGGCCAUGGGUUUCGGUUUUACAAUUGCAGAUUCAUCACACGGUCAGAAGGUGAAGAAAAUUCUGGACAGACACAGAUGUAAGAAUCUCAUGGAGGGAGACAUCCUUGUAAAUAUCAAUGACGUCAACGUGAGGAAUAUGUGCCACUCUGAAGUUGUACAGGUGUUGAAGGAGUGCCCGAGGAAUCAGGGGGCCGUUAUCCACGUCCAGAGGGCCGUUCUCAAGGACAAGGAGAAAAAGGAGAAAAAUCCUCAGGAUUUUUACAGGAGUAAAACACCAACUGCCGAUAUUUACAGCACUCAGUCCAAGACGAUUGUCCCUAGCAGACCAAAAACACCUCUCAUUGACACGAGAAAUCGAACAAAAUCACCAGCUGACUUCAGAGGAUCUGACUGGAGAACUGAUAAUGAUAAUGAUAUGAGUACAAUGGAGAACACCUGCAAGUAUCCUGAGUACAAUCAUGACGUUUAUUACGGUGAUCCUUAUAAAUCGAGUAUGGGAAAGAUGGCGGAUAAUUUUGGGAGGAUGACAAUCGAUGACGAUCCGAUGAGACACAGCAGUAGAGACUGGCGUGGAAAUGAUAAAAUACCCAUGAGUGAUAUGUACCCGAGUCCUGGAGGGCAUGAGCAGAUGGUCAAGCAGAAUGGCGAACACUCGGAUUACUACAAGGACAUCUACUCUGUCAGGAUGCACUCGCAGUAUUCCGUGCAGGAUUAUGCGGUUUAUGGGAUGGGGCAGGAGCAGAGUGUCGACACUGGUGAGAUAUGGGACAAGAGGAAAGAGACUACGAGCUUUGAACAUGAGCAGCCACAUUCCAGCUCUAUAUCCAGGUAUCCCCAAUAUCCGAAUGAACUGGUUUGCCCAACAAUUCCCGAUGUCGAGUGGAUAGAAACACUGGUGACCCUAGUGCGUCAGGACACUGGUUUUGGAUUCAGGAUAGUCGGUGGAACCGAGGAGAGAUCUCAGCAGGUGUCCGUUGGCCACAUAGUGCCAGGUGGAGCGGCAGAUCUGGACAACAGACUAAACACAGGUGAUCUGAUUAUGUCUGUCGAUGGCGAGAGUGUGAUGAAUUCCUCCCAUCACCACGUGGUCCAGCUGAUGAUUCAGGCAGCGCAGAAUGGACGGGUCACCCUGGGAAUCAGAAGACGCAUUAAUCAGGAUCAUCUUCAGGAGAAUCUCCAGACAUCGUACGAGAGACAGAUGAAUCUCCAAUAUCCUUAUGACAUAACUGUCACGAGAAUGGAGAACGAGGGCUUUGGAUUUGUUAUUAUUUCGUCAGUGAACAAGGCUGGCUCCACCAUUGGAAGAAUCAUCGAGGGAUCACCUGCUGAGAGAUGUGGCAGACUCAACGUUGGGGAUCACAUUCUCGCUGUCAAUCACGUGGACAUCACCAACGUUUGCCACAAAGAUAUCGUCAAUUUGAUCAAGGAUUCUGGGUACUCGGUUACACUCACCAUUGGCUAUCCCAUUGACGACUGCUGUAGCACCACCUCAAUGUCCCAAAAGGACGAGUCGACUGGAGAUGGCGAUGGGGGACAAUACCACGCAGUGGAAUUAACCCGUGGCACUCGGGGAUUCGGAUUUAGCAUACGAGGAGGACGAGAAUUCCAGAAUAUGCCCCUUUUUGUACUUCAGAUUGCUGAGAAUGGCCCAGCAGCAAUUGAUAACCGAUUGAGGGUGGGCGAUCAAAUAAUCGAGAUAAACGGUAUAAACACGAAGAACAUGACUCACGCCGAGGCCAUUGAGAUAAUUCGAAAUGGUGGGCCAUCAGUGCGACUUUUAGUCCGUCGUGGAUGCCAAAUGCCAAGUGCGAAUUAUAUUGACCAAAUAAGUGUUCGACCGAUUGACGAUGGCACCAUGCACAUGAAUAAUAACGAAAUAAUUCAUGGAAAAUUAAAGAACAAAAGAAAAACAUCCAUUCCACUGUGCUGCUGCUCCUGGAGAAAACGAUGAUACUGUAGCAUUAAUUAAUGCAUUAUUGGUGAUUUAGAUGAAUUGUGCCUGUAGCAUAAGGACUUGCAUUUAUAUAAAAAAAUUUUCUGAGAAUCUCACGAAAAUGAAUUGUGAAUAGGAAAUUACAAUUAACCCGAUACGUCGGGUUGGUUGAUGUAGCAAAGACUGCACUUUAAUGACAGUUUCCCGAGAAUAUUUUUAUUUCAUAUUCUAUUGAUACGAUUUCCGAGGAAUUGUUCAAAGUUCACGAUUGCUGAACGUUUUAUACGUAUUUUUAAUUUUUAAUCAAAACUCAAGUACUUUAUACACGAGAUUUUAAAACUGGAGAUUUAUCAUUACGAACAAUUGGUUGGACUUAUCAAAUUAUCGUUGAUCAGAGACGAGUGGAAAUGAUUAAAUGAAUUGUAUCCAGCCGACCAAAGAAUUUGUUCGUCUCUCUCAACACUCGUUCAACCGACGAUUGUAAUAAUUUUUUUGUAUAGAAAUUAGUUUUAUAUGUAAUUAUUUCUCCCUCGUAUCUGAAGAAAGAGGAGAAAUAUCAAAAUAGAGAAUAAGUCUACAAUUUGUAAUGUGUAAAUGUGUUGACUAAUAUAUAUUUUUAUAUCUACAAAUCAGGGUAAAUUUAAGGAAAAUGUGUCUUGAAAUGAAUUUGACUUAAUUAUUUUGUGACUAGUAACAUUGAAUUAUUCAUGUCUUUAAACGAUUUUUUGUAAGUUUGUAGUGAAUGUGUAGCUAUGAUUUCUUUAGAAAAUCUGCUCAAUUCUCACGCGCGUGUCCAAGGAUUGGACUGAGUGAUUAGAGUAAAGGAAUCUGUCUUGCCGCGUCUUCCACAUGUGGAUUCGAUCACCGACUGCGUACCAUUUAUUUUAUUUAUCCAUUGAAUAAGUAUUUUAAUCCUUCGUUAACUGACUUGAGUGACAUUCUGUAGAAUUAUUGUAAAUGGACGUUGAGGAAGAUUUUUUUAUUUACAGGGAUGAAUAAUCGAGAUUGAGUAAGAACUAUUACGGUAUAAUACGUAAUAUGCGAUACGAGAUUAUUAUUGUUGAAUAUAUAUUGAAACAA